Messenger RNA from Acaulospora colombiana, 427 nucleotides. The record is from the annotation of a GenBank genome assembly. Lineage: Eukaryota; Fungi; Glomeromycota; Glomeromycetes; Diversisporales; Acaulosporaceae.
CCUUCCGUCGAGGCCCAACCCCCCAGACGAUAGCGAAAUCUUGUUCGCACUGUUUGCGGGUUCUGUCUUUCUCGUCCCAACCGUGUUCGCUGGCGCAGCCCAUUCGCCCAUCUCCCAAGCACACGACCGUAAAGGACCCCGCUCUCGACCCAACCAGAUCUCAACAGAGGCCCAGAGGCUCGGAAUUAGUAUCUCUCAGAGUAUACUUUUCAGGAUCAGUUCAUUGUCAUCAUGGAAGGCACUCCUCGAGCGAAAGCGCGAAGACAGUCGCUUCCCUCUCAGCAUCACCUCUCGCCUAGCGGAACGCUGGACGAGUCCUUGGCGCACGGCGAGCUGUUACGAUUCAGAGAUGAAAUGGGCAUCUAUUCCCAGCUCCAAACUACCAAUCCAGCAAACUCUCAUCUCAAUGGCGACUAUCAUGAACUAG